Ostertagia ostertagi is the source of this 789-nucleotide messenger RNA. The record is from the annotation of a GenBank genome assembly. Lineage: Eukaryota; Metazoa; Nematoda; Chromadorea; Rhabditida; Trichostrongylidae.
AUGUCAUCCGACUUCGGCGUGCACCAGUUGUUGAUGCCAUUUGACGGCAAUCAGCCUGGUCCAUCGAGGAUGAUGGUCGGUUCGCCAGCUGACUCGUCCCCUACCACGGACGCUUCAGAUCUGCUUCGUCUACUCACCGAAGGCAACGGCUCUUCCCAUUCUCCGAAAGCGCAUCUGGAACGUCUUCUGAGUGGUGUCGAUCUGCCGCAUGAUAUCACCUCGUCUCCGAUGGAAGUACCGACCACGUUCUCAAUGGGCAUUGAUCUCUCCAUGUACGGCGACCUUGGAUGUGCUGGAGCGUUACGGUACGAAUUCCUCGAAGACGUUAAAAUGUCCGAAAUGCAAUUGGCAUUACAAAUAUCAAGAGACACUGGAGAUUCAUAUGAAGGAAAAACAUGCGGAAGGAGAGAAUGGACAAAUCUCCGAACAGAUGGGUAUAUUUGUCUUGAUCACACUGGCAAUGCUGGUCGUAUGGUCACAAAUAUGGUGAAAUGUGGCUAUUGCGCAGAGAACCGCGCCCAUCCAAAAUUAGCUCGUGGCGAAAGCUAUUCGUGCGGUUACAAACCCUACAGGUGUGAAUUGUGCAAGUACAGCACGACGACGAAAGGAAAUCUGAGCAUACAUAUGCAAAGUUGCACAAACAUACUGAUGCUGUCUAAGGAAUUGCCAAGUAGCAUCGGUAAGACUUUCAGAGUCACAGAGCGUCCCUUUCCCUGCCCACCAGCUCGAUCUCCACCGUCGGACGGUGAUCGUUCGUUAGUAUGUGUGGUGUGCGGUAUGCUUCUCUAG